AUGGCGGAUCUGACGAAGCGGUACUUGACGAACAACAAGCCGUUCGGUGGCGAGAGCAAGAGCGGGCUGGUCGGCUUUCUGAAGCUGCACGGGCAAGGCGGAGGCAAGAAGGUCCGGGUGCGAGGCGUGGACGGUGAAGGACGCCCAGUCAACCACCUCUACACCAUGCACGAUAGGAAGCUCUCGGGGCACAAGUGCGGAAGCACUUACGCCGAGUGCGUGAAGUUGUGCCGCAUGUUCGCCCGCGAUUGCGUGGACAACCUCAACGAGCGUCUGGAUGACCUGGGGAAGCUGGGGCCGACGACGCUGUUUCGGGCGGGGAAGUGGCUGAAGAUCAAGGCUCAAUGGGAGCGGAAGUGCCGUGUGUGGCUUCUGGGAUGCAGCAAGAUUUUCCGCAACAAGCUGACGGGAUUCGACCUCAAGGCCGCAGAGAGGGAGCUCCCAACAUUCUGUGCGAUUAUGGUGCACCACGAGCUGGAGAGCUUCAAGCAGUGCCUAACCAACAUUCUCCGGAGCACAGACUCGAAGAGGUCUAUGAGGAGGAGGCGCCCUGCGAAGAGCACGAAGCUGGCUAUGGCAGAGCGUGGCAGGAAGGGUAAAGAGAAGGAGGGUGAAGACGAGGUUGCUGGAACUGCCGGGCAGAACGAGGAGGAGGAGGGGGAGGAGGAGGAGGAGGAUGUGGAACAGGACCUGGGCGACGAUCAGGAGGUUGUGGGGGAGGAGGAGGACGACAACCCCUUCCUCUCGGACGAUGAGGAUAUGGAGGAGGUGUUCCACAUUGACAAACCGGUGCACUAG
This is a messenger RNA of Closterium sp. Naga37s-1, 798 nucleotides long. The record is from the annotation of a GenBank genome assembly. NCBI's taxonomy places the organism in Eukaryota, Viridiplantae, Streptophyta, Zygnematophyceae, Desmidiales, Closteriaceae.